AUGGCCGACACCACCGAUCAUGAGCUCGCUGCCGUGAACAGAGGUGCCGAUAUCGACGACGACACAAGUCUUGUAGACUUGCAGAGUCUUCCACCAGCCGACCGCGGCAAGGGUGCCUGGUUCACACUUGCGGCAUGUUUCUUCCUUGAAGCCACUGUCUGGGGGUUCAUACAUUCCUACGGUGUUAUGGAGGUCUACUACCGCCAGCACGAGCCUUUCAGGAGCCAGCACGAGGGUCUUGCCGCCGUAGCCACCACCGCCAUGGCAAUCAUGCUCAUCGGCUCACCAUUUAUCUCCCUCAUUCAUCAACGGUUUCCAAGCCUCAGGCGCAUUGGGGGCUGUGUUGGGCUGGCCAUCAUGUUUUCCGGGCUGCUUAUCGCGGCUUCGACCGACUCCCCAAUGGUCCUACUGUGGACUCAGGGCGUCAUGUAUGGCGUCGGCGCUUUGUUGGUGUACUUUCCGGCGAUGUUCUUAAUCGAUGAAUGGUUUGUGGAGCGCAAAGGCUUUGCGUUUGGGAUCUCUUGGGCAGGCACGGGCAUCGGUGGUGCAACUACGCCGUUCCUGUUACAGUGGCUGCUGCAUACUCAGGGUCACAGGACCACGCUGAGGAUCUGUGCGGGAAUCAUCGCCGGCGUUGCGCUGCCUUGCGUCCUCUUCAUGAAGCCCCGGCUUCCGGUUCGAGGGCCACGACGAUUCCGACCCAUGGACCUGGGCUUCAUCAAAAAGCGGACGUUCUGGAUGUAUCAAUGCCCUAGUAUCAUUCAGUCCUCUGUUGCGCCACUGCCCAGUCUAUGGCUGCCCUCCUUCGCAUCAUCUAUGGGCAUGUCGCCAGCUACGGGUCCGCUGUCUGUCGCUUUACUUAAUCUUGCCUCAUGCUGCGGAUAUCUGCUUCAAGGUCGACUUGUCGAUCGCUACCACGUCAGCUGGGCGAUCCUGGUGUCCACCCUCGGCUCGACCAUCGCCGUGUUCGGCUUCUGGGGCUGCGGCACCCACAAGGCGACGCUGUACAUAUUCGCCAUCCUCUUCGGACUUUUCGGAGCUGGAUACCCUGGCCAUUGGACCGGCUGUGCGGGUGACAUGAGAAGGACUUUCCCGAAUGUCAACACAGGUUUAGUGAUCUCCCUCAUGUGUGCUGGAAAAGGCGCGGGCAACAUUUUGGCCGGUCCGGUCAGCGAAAAGUUGUUGUCGAUGAAGCCGUGGCAACACAGUAGCUUCGCGUAUGGGUCAUCGUAUGGCUCGAUCAUCAUUUUCACGGGUGUAUGUAUGUUUCUGGGAGGUGCAGGUGCCAUUCCGCGCCUUGGGCACAGUCUAAGCACGGCGCUCCGGAAUGCUCCUCUGCCUCGGAUGAACUUUGCGAGAGCGUUGAGGACGUCGACAUCUGACUGA
Molecule: messenger RNA, 1386 nt
Organism: Cladophialophora yegresii CBS 114405
Lineage: Eukaryota; Fungi; Ascomycota; Eurotiomycetes; Chaetothyriales; Herpotrichiellaceae
Exons: 3
Coding region: 1-1386 (461 amino acids)
Biological process (GO): transmembrane transport
Cellular component (GO): fungal-type vacuole membrane
Molecular function (GO): transmembrane transporter activity
Source: RefSeq, a predicted model, not a curated record